Molecule: messenger RNA, 867 nt
Organism: Penicillium antarcticum
Lineage: Eukaryota; Fungi; Ascomycota; Eurotiomycetes; Eurotiales; Aspergillaceae
Product: class II fructose-bisphosphate aldolase
Exons: 1
Coding region: 1-867 (288 amino acids)
Biological process (GO): carbohydrate metabolic process
Molecular function (GO): zinc ion binding; aldehyde-lyase activity
Source: RefSeq, a predicted model, not a curated record
AUGUCCCUCAAAGAAAACCGCGCCCUGCGCAUCCUCGACCAUGCCGCCACAAACCACUACGGCAUCCCCGCAAUGUGCUGCUACAACGUAGAAGGUAUCCUAGCAACAGUGCGCGCAGCAGAAGCAAAGCGCUCAGCAGCAAUGAUCCUCCUCUUUCCCUGGGCAGUACACUACGCGGACGGAAUCCUCGUGCACGCAGCCGCCGAAGCAGCCCGCAAAGCCAGCGUCCCAGUGACCGUCCACAUGGACCACGCGCAAACCCCCGAGAUCAUCAAGUACGCCGCCGACCUGGGCGGCUUCGACAGCAUCAUGGUCGACAUGUCACACUACGAGAAAGCGGAGAACCUGGCGCUAACGCGCGAACUGGUGGAUUACUGCCACGCACGCGGGAUCGCGACAGAGGCGGAGCCUGGUCGGAUUGAGGGUGGUGAAGAUGGAGUUGCGGAUACGGCUGAUUUGGAGGGGCUUUUGACGACGCCGGAGGAGAGUCGGGAGUUUGUUGAUACGGGGAUCGAUUGGCUUGCGCCUGCCUUUGGGAACGUCCAUGGUGAAUAUGGGCCGCGUGGGAUUCAGUUGGAGUAUGAGCGGUUGCAGUCUAUUAAUGCGGCUGUUGGGGGUGAGGUUCGGCUUGUACUGCAUGGUGCUGAUCCGUUUACUCAGGAGAUCUUCCAAAAGUGUAUUGAUUGUGGGGUGUCCAAGAUCAAUAUUAAUAAGGUCCUGAAUAAUGAGUAUGUUCGGGUGCAGUCGGAGAUGGCUGGGAAAGUGCCUUUGACUACUUUGCUCGAGGAGGCGACGAAUGCUAUGCAGAAAGCCGUUGAGGGGUGUAUUGAUCGGUUGGGAUCUGGGGGGAGAUACCCGUCUAGAUAG